CACCGGCGCGUUUCAACGAGUCUGAAACUCCAAUAAAAUGUGUCUUCACCUGCUGAGUGAAAAGUGCAUUCAUGCUCCUGCACAAAAAACAACAUCAACAAACACCGGAGAAAGAGAGCCUCUCUUACCGGCUGGGUAGAGGCGGCCCUCCCGGGAGAAGACGGUGAUGUGUCGGUCGAAAUCUGCAGGUUUGUCCCGAGGGACAUGUUUGUUGUUGUCUCCAUGGUGACCUCAGGUGAACUUCACUCUAAAGUAUCUUUAUAUAUAUGUACACUACCGUUCAAAAGUUUGGGAUCACUUAGAAAUGACUUUAUUUUUCAAAGAAAAGCACUGUUUUUUCAAUAAAGAUAACAUUAAAUUAAUCAGAAAUACACACUAUACAUUGUUAAUGUGGUAAAUGACUAUUCUAGGUGGAAACGUCUGGUUUCUAAUGAAAUAUCUCCAUAAGUGUGAGGCCCUUUUACAGCAAGUAUCACUCCAGUGUUCUAAUGGUACAUUGUGUUUGCUAAUCGCCUUAGAAGACUAAUAUCUGAUUAGAAAACCCGUGCAAUUAUGUUAGCACAGCUGAAAACAGUUAUGCUGGUGAUAUAAGCUAUACAACUGGCCUUCCUUUGAGCUUGAAUUUUGUAGAACAAAAUUAAUAUUUCAAAUAUUAAUCAUUAUUUCUAACCUUGUCAAUGUCUUAACUAUAUUUUAUAUUAAUUUGAUAAAUAAAAGUGUGAUUUUUCAUGGAAGACACGAAAUUGUCUGGGUGAUCCCAAACUUUUGAACGGUAGUGUAUACAUAUAUAUAUAAUAACAGUAAAAAGCUCUCGAGAUGUUCUCUUCUCUUACUUUCUCUUUCAUUCAUAGUUCACGGUGAGGGCAGGCCGGCCUCCCGACGAUUGGAUGGAGAGGCAAUACGGAAAUCAAGUGACUCUACUCGUUAGACUGGCCCUCUCUCUCUCUCUCUCUCUCUCUCUCUCUCUCUCUCUCUCUCUCUCUCUCUCUCUCUCUCUCUCUCUCUCUUACCUGUGAAACUGGAAACGCGCGUUUUCAAAAAGACGCUCAGAUCGUGUCGGUGGGAGGGUUGAAUGGAGAGGAGCGAGCCACCGACAUUAGACAUCCCUCUCUCCCUCUCUCCCCCCCUCUCUCUCUCUCUUUUUCUGCUGUCACUUGACCGCCACAAACACACACAUACACACACACACACACACACACACACACACAGCCAAAUGUCGGGCGGCAGGGUCGGCUUCUGUCUCAGCGAUAAGAAACGCAAGAGGAUGAACCUGGACGCCUUUGCCGUCUUCUGUGAAGGCCGCGGCGUGGAGGUGGUGCAGAUCGACCUCGCUCAGCCGCUGGCGCACCAGGGGCCCUUCGACAUCAUCGUUCACAAGCUGUCCGACGUCAUCGUGGAGGCCGAGCAAGACAGCCAAUCGCAGAAGCUCCUGGACAACUUCCAGAGCUACGCGUCGGCUCACCCCUCCACGGUUCUUCUCGACCCGUUGCCCGCCAUGACCCGGCUGCUGGACCGCUUCGCCUCUUACCAGAUCAUGAGCGAGCUGCGCCAGUCACUCCGAGACUGGCGUAUCUGCAGUCCUCCGUAUCUGGAGAUCCACGAUGUCAGUGACCUGCCGUCCAUCCAACAGGCCAUGAGGACCCAGGGCGUGAGCUUUCCUCUCAUUUGUAAAACCCGGGUGGCCCACGGCUCCCUUUCCCACGAGAUGUCUCUGGUCUUCAGCGGCGGCGGCCUGGCGGACAUCCGUCCUCCCUGCGUCCUCCAGAGCUUCGUGAACCACGGCGCCGUCCUGCACAAGGUGUUCGUGGUGGGAGACCGCCACUUCUGCGUGGAGAGGCCGUCGCUCAAGAACUUCCCCUCGGGCCCCUGUGACAGGAAGACCAUCUUCUUCAACAGCCACCUGGUGUCCAAGCCGGAUUCGAACUCCGACCUCACAGCACUGGACGAGCGGACGGCGUGCCGGCCUCCGCCCAGCUCCGAGGCCGUGGCGGCGCUGGUCGGAGAGCUGCGGGUCCAGCUCGGCAUGGCCCUGUUCGGCGUGGACCUCAUCGUCAGCAUUCACACGCACACGCCCAUCGUGAUCGACAUCAACAUCUUCCCAGGCUACGAGGGAGUGCCCCAGUUCUUCUCGGCCCUGCUCAGCCACAUCGAGUCCGUGUUGGACCAACGCCAGGCGAAGGACUCUCCUCGCUCGGCGCAGACGGGAAGUCCGUCUUCGGGGCCGUGACGUCACCGGCCCGUUUCGCCCGGUCCGUCGGGACCAAACUCCGCCUCCGUUGAAACUCGUUAUUUAUACGUAGCCCGUGACGCCUGACGAAUGACGAGGAGAAUGUCGAAGUGCCUCGAAGUGAUUUGACCCCGAUGACACACAGAAUGUUUUAAUACACUUUCUGUUUAUUGAUUGAAGCGUAGGAGGAGAUACAGCAGGCACAGUAAUAUUACAAAUGGUGUUUUUCCUUUAAUCUUGUUUUCACUCGUCAUCAACCCCCCCCCCCCCCCCCCAGAGACAUGUCCUCCAUCAUUCUUUCUUGCUGGCUUGUAAGAUACAUUUUGUGGAAAAUUGUUUUUGCACUAAUACAAAAAAAGAAUGAAAACAACAAUACAUUAUGUUUUCUCCCCCCCUCCCCCCUCCCCCCAACCACCCCCUCUUUGGAAUAGACGUAAUGAGUUCAUCAGUGUUUACACAAGUUGACCGAGCCGGUGUUCAGAUACAGACGUGUGUUUUUGUUAAAUCUUGGCUGGUGUAGAAAAAAGAGAGAUUACAUAUAUCCGCUAUUACGAGUAUUCUACGAUGCAUUUUGAUAACAUAUUAAAAUACAUAUAAUUCAU
Pseudoliparis swirei is the source of this 2829-nucleotide messenger RNA. Its product is annotated as inositol-tetrakisphosphate 1-kinase-like. Gene Ontology annotation, biological process: inositol trisphosphate metabolic process. The record is from RefSeq and is a predicted model, not a curated record. The transcript has 11 exons. Gene Ontology annotation, molecular function: magnesium ion binding; inositol-1,3,4-trisphosphate 5-kinase activity; inositol-3,4,5,6-tetrakisphosphate 1-kinase activity. Gene Ontology annotation, cellular component: cytoplasm. The coding region runs from base 1073 to 2227 and encodes 384 amino acids. NCBI's taxonomy places the organism in Eukaryota, Metazoa, Chordata, Actinopteri, Perciformes, Liparidae.